AGCACAGUUUUACAUUCUUCAACAAACGAGCAAUGUGUAAUGUGCAUUCUUAACUUUAAAGUUUUUAGUUAUUAAAAUUAACUCUCCUUGCGAAGUGUGAUUUAAUUAUUAUAUAGUUUCGAACUGGACCCUAAACCAUACUAACGCUAAUUUCGACAGUAUCCGAUAAUUUUUAAGUUUAGUUUUGUUUAUGUUCUGGUUUGAACUUUUCUUGUGAGAAGUAAAUAAUGCAAGGGACAAAAAUAUUAAGAUGUGUAAGACGAUGUGUUCGCAGGGACUUAUCCUUAACCCAAAGCGGGCGGCGAGCGCUGGCCACGGAGGCCGCGCGGCCGGACGCGAGCCGCGGUGCGCGCCAGAGCGCUUCCUUCACGCUGAACCUGUUCCGCGGCCACGUGGAGCCGGCGCAGGUGUUCCCCUUCCCCGAGCCCCUCACCGAGGACCAGCGCCAGACCUUGGCCGAGCUUGUCCCACCAGUUGAGAAAUUUUUCGAGGAGGUGAACGACCCGGCCAAGAACGACGCGGAAGCGCAGAUCGAGGCGGGCACGCUGUCGGGGCUGUGGGAGCUGGGCGCCAAAUCAUAA
Messenger RNA from Papilio polytes (common Mormon), 581 nucleotides. Its product is annotated as very long-chain specific acyl-CoA dehydrogenase, mitochondrial-like. Lineage: Eukaryota; Metazoa; Arthropoda; Insecta; Lepidoptera; Papilionidae. The record is from RefSeq and is a predicted model, not a curated record. The transcript is spliced from 4 exons. Gene Ontology annotation, molecular function: flavin adenine dinucleotide binding; oxidoreductase activity, acting on the CH-CH group of donors. The coding region runs from base 228 to 581 and encodes 117 amino acids.